AUGGAUGUGAAUAAAUUAUCCAAUCAAGAAAAGUUGAAGAUUUGCCGAACUUAUUUCUUCGCUGGUCUACCUUUUCUCCCUUUUGUUUGGUGGAUCAACGUUUUCUCCUUUCUUCGAGAGGUACUGUACGCUCGGCCGUAUCCAGAGUUGCAACCGAUUAAGAGAUACGUCCUUUUUAGCCUUAUCGGUGCCCUGUUUUGGACUCUAGCUCUCAUACUUUGGCUUGCCUUUUACUAUACUUCCCGUGUGGCCUGGGGCGAAUUGGGUGAUCGUCUUUCUUUUAACAUACCUGCGGGAAGAUUAUAA
Molecule: messenger RNA, 306 nt
Organism: Echinostoma caproni
Lineage: Eukaryota; Metazoa; Platyhelminthes; Trematoda; Plagiorchiida; Echinostomatidae
Source: the annotation of a GenBank genome assembly